UUGUAUUGGAAUUGCAUUCCGAACGGACACUUGUACAAUUUUGUGAUCCUACAUGCAAAUAGUUAUUAUACAUUAGAUAAUAUCUUGAGAAAUAAAUUAUGUUAGACAGUCUUGGACACGAAUAUCAAGAGAUGGCCGAGAGUUGGAGCGAGAUUGAGCGGUAUAUCCACAGCAACAACCACUGUGUGGACCAGCUGGGCAGCCCCUUGUCACCGGCGCAGACCCCUGAAUCCCCGAUAUCAAAUUACUCGUGCAGCAGCCCCGGAAGUGCCUGCACAGGAUCACCGGCGCCAGCAGGAGUCAAUCAGGAACUGUACGAUGAUUUACUAGAUCUGGACUUCAUUUUGUCAAAUACUGUGGACAAUAACAUGUCGAUGUAUCAAGAUGAAAUGAGUUGUAAAAUCAAGCAGGAACCCGGCCUUGUUGAAGGCCUCCCAGACUUUUCCUCAAGUUUCUUGGACAUACCUGAUAUUAAGUAUGACAGUUGUAAUAGUGGUAAUAUGGAUACUAUGCCUUCACUAUGUCCCGAAGUGGAAUCGAAUAAAAUGGACUUUAAUAAACAAGUAAAGCAAGAAUACUCGAGCAGCUCGUGCGCAUCGUUUAAUGUUAACGCCUCCGUGCCGUCUUCUAUUCAUCACUCGUGCGCGCCAGUGUCUCCGCAGCAAACCCAUAUGUCGUACUCAAUGAACAUUCCAAACUCCAAGGCGCACGAAAUGUACCACGGCAAAUGCUUACCCGCAAUGUCGCACAUGUCACAGGCAAUGACGCACCCACAAAUGCGGUUGGCGGGAUCCAUCCCCCAUGCGGGUCUAAGUUAUCAACAACAGCAGCAUUAUCAACAGUUCCUUCUUGCGCAACAGGCGAUGCACGGACACAUUACGCAACUUCCGCCUAACAUGAUUACCCCACCGACGUCGCCGCGACAAUUCGUCGACAUGCUCACCUUACCGCAAAGCAUUAUGGACCCAACAGUCGUGCAACCGAAGAAGCGCGGGCGUCGCACGUGGGGCCGCAAACGCCAGACUACGCAUACUUGUACGCAUCCCGGAUGUAGCAAGACCUACACUAAGAGCUCUCACCUCAAGGCACAUCUGCGCACGCACACAGGAGAAAAGCCCUACUGUUGCACGUGGAAAGGAUGCGGAUGGAAGUUCGCGCGAUCGGACGAACUAACGCGUCACUUCCGGAAGCACACCGGCGAUCGGCCGUUCCAGUGCCAUCUCUGUGAGCGAGCGUUUUCACGCAGCGAUCAUCUGUCACUCCACAUGAAACGCCACAUAUGAAAGACUGUAAAAGCGUUUCAGCUACUGUGAUCUGAUCGGAAGCCCAACCGGUGCUUGUUACGUUGGUGAACUCUUUUGAUAGGAACACUGAUCCUAGUUUUUAAAUGAAGGAGACUAUUUAUAUUUAGACCAACAUUUUGUAAAAUGUUGUGUUGAAUAGUUCUUUAGUCUGCGCGUUGUAUUGAAUAUGAUUAUUUUUUAUGCGCGAUUUUUGCAUAAAGACGGGUUCAGGUUUUGUCAGAGAUGGCUUCACCUUGGCCUUGGUAGGUCAACUAAGCGGUGCUGGUCGCCCCAUGUUGGCAUACAGUUUAGGCGGGUGCUCUGAGGUGUAGAUAUUCGUUCAAAUACGAUACAUGGUUUAUGUAUUGAGACCAAGCGAUGAGAAAUGGAAGCAGACGUGUUGAUAUAAUUAUUAAAGGACGACUUGUUGUAAAAGUUGUUUCAAAGGCAGCCAUUUCGUUGGUUAAAACUCUGCUUUCAUUUCUGUUGUUUUUUUGUUUUUGUUACUGGUCGCAAGAUUAAUUGUUACAUCUGGUUUUCAUAUUCAUUGUUACAUUGAUAUUAUUGAUUAUUUUUUUUUUUGUUUUGCAAGUUUAAACACCGGAAAGUAUUUUAUACAGAAUGGUGUAAUGUUUUAUUAUAAAGUGUAUAAUUUUAUAUAAAAUUUUAAUCAAAACAGCGACUGCGCUUAGCUAAGGAAGAAAAGUGCUACCAACUAUAUUUGCUUUAAAUUUGAUAUAUUUUUGUAUGUUUAAUAUAGUUAUUUUCUAUAGCUUUAACUUACAAAGUGCUUAACAACUUUAUUAUGAUAACCGUGCCUAAACAGUUGCUUAAUUAAGCAGCCUUAUGAAUAUUUUUAAAUCACCAUAUUGAAUCUAUGUGCAAUUGAAUGUGUUCAAAACAUCUUUGUGACUCGUGGCGAAGUUUCUCUGUAGACCUUUUAGGUCGCAUGACUAAAUUGCACGUGGGAGCACCUUCCACGUGCAGUAAGUCUUAAUUACUAUACUCUUAUAGAUUAGUUAUAAAUAUUCCAUAUUUAACCAGAAAUUCUUAGCAAAGAUCUUAGCAGUCAUGCAAUGAAAUAUUUUAUUCUUGGAUAAAAUACACAGCAGCCACAGACUUGUAAUUUAGUUUGAAAUAGUGUGGACAUUUUGAGAAUGUACUAUGAUUGUAAAUUGUAUUUAUUUAUUAGUUGCUUCGAGUUCCAAUUUUUGCUUACCUGUUUCUUAUAGAUUGAAGUUGAUAUAUAUAUUUGUUACUUCCGUUACAAUGGCGCAGUGUUACACUCGCCUCUGUUAUCUUUCAUAUUUCUUGUUUUCUUCAAUAACUAAGUGCUAUGCUAGUCAAAACUUUGAAUUUGUAAACACUUGUGCCAUUUACUUUAAUAUCAUUCUAUCAGAAAUCGAUGAUGAACAUUUAACAACGAAUUAAUUUAGACAACGAAAUACAAUCAUGUAUAAUUCACUGCCAUUCAUUCAUUUCAUUAGAAGAUGCCAUGUUUGUUUAGACAUUCGUAUGAAAAUAGUGUACCAUUUCCUGGUGAUAUUAUUGUAUUCAUGGAGCCAUAUUUGAGCAAAAUCCGGGCAACCGGGUAAAAUGUUAUUUUGAGCAAAUAAACUGUUAUAUUUUUA
Molecule: messenger RNA, 2914 nt
Organism: Mya arenaria
Lineage: Eukaryota; Metazoa; Mollusca; Bivalvia; Myida; Myidae
Product: Krueppel-like factor 4
Exons: 2
Coding region: 99-1283 (394 amino acids)
Biological process (GO): regulation of transcription by RNA polymerase II
Molecular function (GO): DNA-binding transcription factor activity, RNA polymerase II-specific; RNA polymerase II cis-regulatory region sequence-specific DNA binding
Source: RefSeq, a predicted model, not a curated record